ACUCACUCACUGCUGUUCCCAAAGCAUGGAGCCUUCACUACCUGUUGCAAUCCUGAGGGAGACUUGUGCUCAGGUGGAAUACCUUACCAGGAACCUAUAACUGACGAUAGGAUUCUCUUCUUGUUUAUGUUUUAAGUGUUGGAGGGAAAACCUGAGGAGGAUGUUGUACAAAGAGUUUUUGCGGUUGUGGGAUGAGGCGGUGAAGGCAGUGGAUGCCAGAGACUGGCAGGGAGCCCUGUCUAAACUCAACCAGAUCACAGAACCUACCUCCCGGACUCUGUUUCUGACUGCCUCUGCUCACCUUGCCCUGGGGCAGCUGGAGCCUGCCAUCCAGGCUCUAGACCAGACAAUAGCAAAGGAUGAGCGACUUGCAGUUGGCUUUUUCCAAAGAGCUGGAGCAUUCAUGCUGGCUAGCAGGCUGGAGGAGGCUCUGAAUGACUGUAUCUCGGCUCAGAAACACAUGAGAGGCAACAUGGUCAUUGAUUACAAACAGCUGGGGCUAUGCUACAAGCUCUACAGUUGGCAGGUCUUGUAUAACGCAGCAGCUGUCCACUCUAGACUGGACCAGUUGGACAAAGCCCGGGACAUCCUGAUCUCAGCCUCCCAGGAGAAAGGAAGAGGGGGGCGAGGAGGGAACAUGGAAGUGGCUUUAGACAUUAUCUCUAGGGGAGAGGUGCUCCCUGUCCUCCUGGUGCCAGAGGGGGAGGUGUUCCGCCCCAGGAAACAGAACGUAGAACAGCUGGGACAGAGAGACUUCCUGGGCAAACCAAAGGUCAUCUCCUCUAUGAUUCCCAAUGAUGACUUUGGUGGAUUUGAACCUCUCAGGAUUCAGAAACCUGGAUACUACGAGCCCAAGGUGGAUAGAGUGGAGGAUUCUCGCUACAUGCGUCUGCGUACCCCCUACAUAUCACAGGGCCCUGGUCAGCUGACGGUGCCAGGGGGAGCCAUGGUGUUUCUCUUCAGUGAUGUGGAAAGAGAUGGACUGGCCACGGUCAUACACGAUGGACAGAAAGGACUUGUCCCCAUGACACUGCUAGACCCAGUGGAUGUCAAGAAGUCCAAAGGCAGAAAAAAUAAUAAAAGUAUUCCCAGUGGGAUCCCCCUCCCACCGGACCUCAGGCCGCCCACUCGCCCACAGGGUAGACUCACCUCAUUUAACCCCUCUGGCAGAGGACAGGACAAGGGGAUGGAGCCAGGCCAGCAUUCAUCUAAACUAAAGCACCUUUUGUUGUUUAUUUAAUGAUAUCAGUCGUUAUUCUGGCAUGACCAUGUACAGUACUACCGGUAUAAAUGUGAUAAUUUUAAGUAGUCAUGAAAACCUCUUCACUGAGUGUUCAGCCUUUUUAAUGUUGUACUGUAAUUCAUCUGCAGAGAGCCCAGUUAGAGAGGCAUCACUACCAUCCUAUGCCACCCACCCACCAAACACCUCCACCCCGCUACCGAAGUACACAUCCACAGUAGACAGCCCCACUGAACUGGAUCCCAUUUCACCCCAGGGAGAAGAGGCUGGGUCUGUGGUGGUAAAGGUGCAUUACAGAUACACCGUGGCUCUGAGUGUCCCUUUAGGCACACCGUACGAUGAACUACAGGAGAGAAUUGCAUACAAAUUGGGGCAGCCAGCCUCACACUUGCGCCUCAGACACAGGCAGCAUGGCUCCCAGGCGCUGAAGCCUCUGGAUGGGGAGGAGGGGCUCAGGGCCCUGCUGGCGGAGGUAGAGGCAGGCAGAACCACACUGUGGUGCCAGACUGAGGACCCCCUGGCCAACCGUACCAUUCUCUACCAGAUGGUGGCACUGUAUGACUAUGCAGCAGAGGGCCCAGAGGACUUGGAGUUCAGUGAGGGAGACACUAUUGACAUUCUUAGUGAAGUCAACGAGGAGUGGCUGGAGGGACACUGUGCUGGUUACAUUGGCAUCUUCCCCAGCUGUUUUGCCUACCGGGAAGGAGAGACCCCCACAACCAGGGAUGCAACUUUCACUGGGGGCGGGGGGGUCAUGUCCCCCCCACAUUCUGAAAUUGCAUUUUUGUCC
This is a messenger RNA of Coregonus clupeaformis (lake whitefish), 2030 nucleotides long. RefSeq names its product neutrophil cytosol factor 2-like. Gene Ontology annotation, biological process: superoxide anion generation. Gene Ontology annotation, molecular function: protein binding; superoxide-generating NADPH oxidase activator activity. Lineage: Eukaryota; Metazoa; Chordata; Actinopteri; Salmoniformes; Salmonidae. The transcript has 15 exons. Bases 161 to 1240 code for a protein of 359 amino acids. The record is from RefSeq and is a predicted model, not a curated record.